AUGCCCCACUCGGUCCCUGUGCCCCCCACGGGCUUCCAAAGUAUCGUACUUUGUGGCCCUGGUGUCUCUCUCAACACGUUUACCUCCAACCCCGAGGAAUACCCCAAAUGUCUCCUCCCGAUCGCCAAUCGGCCGAUGAUCUAUUAUGUCCUGGAUUUCUGUCGACGCAUGGGCAUCACUGAUGUCACCUUGGUCACACCUCCCACCUCUCUCGCUCCCCUCCAAGCAGCUCUCCGUCAAAAUCCCCACCUCACCUCCCUCCCCACGCCAUCAGUCAUCGCACCAAAGGACCUCGAAAUGACGACUGGUACCGCAGAGCUCCUCCGUCUGCCGGAGGUGCAAACCUGCAUCAAAUCCGACUUCCUCCUCCUUCCAUGCGAUCUCGUCUGCGAUCUCCCCGGCGAGUCUCUGCUCGAGGCAUGGAUGGUCUCCGGCGGCGAGAAGGGCCGUCGCAACGGUCUCAGCAUGUACUACCAAACGCAGGGUCGCGAGGAGAGCGUCAAGGGCGAGGGAACCGACUUCGUAGCCGUCGCACCACUCGAACAAUCCGAGUCCCCCGUCGUCUCACUUUCCGAGCUCCGCGCCCAGCUCUCCAAGGUCGUCCUCUCCAUGCCCAUGGACACACUGAAGGAGAAGAUGGUGAACGAUAAGGGUUUCCUCAUGCGUCAUUCUCUAGUAGACAAGCACGCGCAAGUCAAGAUGCUGACGAGCUACCGUGACGCACACAUCUACAUCCUCCCACAAUGGGUGAAAGACAUGGCGCGCUUGAAUGAACAAUUCCAGUCCGUUAGCGAGGACUUGAUUGGAUGGUGGGCGAAAUCAGAGUGGCAGCGUGGUCUAAGCGAUAAGCUUAAGAUUAACGAAAUCUUCGAGCGCAAGAAUCGCAGCCACUCUGUAGACGAGGACGUGAGAAGCCACGACGGCGAAUCACUCGGUGGCGAGGGCGCACUGGAAGAGGAAAUCAAUCUUCCAGGCAUGAGUACCACGAAAGCCACCUCGGCACCGAAAUCCCAGAUCGAAGAAUCUGCGGAAUCCUCUGAGCUCCCGCCCCUGCUUGCUUACGUGCAGCGGGGCACAUCACCAUUCGUCCGCAGAGUCGAUUCAUCCGCUCUGCUCCUUUCGACCUCUCUCCGUCUCGCCAAGUUGGAAUCUAUUGAAGAGGUCGGUCGGACCGAGGCGUCUGCGUUUGCCCAUGCGUCCAAAAUCGCCUACCCGCAGGGUGUGGCGCAGCGAUGCACGGUGACGAAGACCGAUUGCCUCCUCGACAGCAACACGACCGUCGAGGAGAAGUGCGUGAUCAAGGAGAGCUGUAUUGGCGCCAAUGUGCACAUUGCCAGCGGUGCGCGGUUGACGCGCUGCCUUGUGAUGGAUGGGGCGGUCAUUGGAUCGCGGGCGCAAUUGACCGGGUGCAUUGUUGGGCGCCGGAGUAAAAUUGGCCGUGAGUCUGUUCUGAAGGACUGUGAGAUUCAGGAUGGAAACGUUGUUCCGGACGAUACGGAUGCGAAGAAUGAAAAGUUCAUGGUCUUUGAGGGUCUUGAUGAUGAUAUGGAUGGUUCUGACGAUAUGGACAUUUGA
This is a messenger RNA of Penicillium brevicompactum, 1575 nucleotides long. RefSeq names its product translation initiation factor eIF2B subunit gamma. The coding region runs from base 1 to 1575 and encodes 524 amino acids. The transcript is spliced from 3 exons. Gene Ontology annotation, biological process: cytoplasmic translational initiation. The record is from RefSeq and is a predicted model, not a curated record. Gene Ontology annotation, cellular component: guanyl-nucleotide exchange factor complex; eukaryotic translation initiation factor 2B complex. NCBI's taxonomy places the organism in Eukaryota, Fungi, Ascomycota, Eurotiomycetes, Eurotiales, Aspergillaceae. Gene Ontology annotation, molecular function: guanyl-nucleotide exchange factor activity; translation initiation factor activity.